AUGACUGUGGUUGCUUCAUCACAGGAGAACGAUGCCUCUGUCAGAUUGAAGAUUGCUUCCUUGCUGGGUUUGUUGUCAAAAACUGCAGGAUUUUCCCCAGACUGCAUUAUGGAUGAUGCCAUCAACACGCUUCAGAAUGAGAAGUCUCACCAAGUCCUUGCUCAGCUGCUGGACACCCUCUUGGUAAUCGGCACAAAACUCACGGAGAAUCCCCCUGUCAGAAUGAGACUGGUGGAGGUAGCCUGCAAGCAUCUGACAGAUUCAUCCCAUGGUGUAAGAAAUAAGUGUCUUCAGUUAAUUGGCUGUCUUGGACCAGUGGAAAAAGGUGUUGCAAAAGAAGCUGAAAGUCAGUCUGCCAAAGAUGUCCAGAAGAUCAUAGGGGAUCACUUCAGUGACCAGGACCCUCGGGUUAGGACUGCAGCUAUAAAAGCCAUG
This is a messenger RNA of Tinamus guttatus (white-throated tinamou), 435 nucleotides long. The record is from RefSeq and is a predicted model, not a curated record. NCBI's taxonomy places the organism in Eukaryota, Metazoa, Chordata, Aves, Tinamiformes, Tinamidae.